Cyprinodon variegatus (sheepshead minnow) is the source of this 2514-nucleotide messenger RNA. RefSeq names its product scavenger receptor class A member 3 (gene scara3). NCBI's taxonomy places the organism in Eukaryota, Metazoa, Chordata, Actinopteri, Cyprinodontiformes, Cyprinodontidae. The transcript is spliced from 12 exons. The coding region runs from base 458 to 2275 and encodes 605 amino acids. The record is from RefSeq and is a predicted model, not a curated record.
UUUCUCCUUCCUCCAACAUUUCUCUCUCCUUCCCUCCCCCUCAGAAGUUACUCAUGAUUUCACUCUGAGGUGGUUUAGUGUUCUUAGGCACUGAACACACAUGUUCAGAAUUUUGAGCAGCCUUUACUUGUUCCCUUAAGAAAUGAAGAACCAUUUAACUGUAUUUUUCCGAUCUAGAGAUCAAAUAUUUCAUUAGAUAUAUUUUUUAUUAUAGUUUUAUCCAGUUUGGAUAUUGAUGGAUGCAUCUUUUUUGUUUUUGCACUGAUUUAAAAAAUUGUGCAAGUGCACUUUUGGACACUUUUGCUUGAUUUGCAUGUUAUGUUGUGGUUGCAAUGCCAAUGAGCACCUUUGAUCUGUUGGGAAAACGGUGAAAAGGGACUGCAUCAUCAUUUUCAUCAGACUGAACAUCAGCAUCACUGGAACAGCUUUAUCUGGGAGGCAUCCUGAGACAGAAAUCAUGAAAGACAACAAUGGUGGAUAUGAAAACCAGCUAUUCAAAGAUGAGGACUUUAUGGGAGAGGAAGAGGAGAUACCUUCAUUCAGAGGUCGCUCAAGAGUUGGCUGUAUGAGAUGUCAGCAGAGCCACUCUCUCCAGCUGGCUGUCAAAGUUCUUUAUGGUUUUGUUGCUUUUCUCAUCAUAACUGUUGCAGUGCUGGCAUCACUUGUGUUCAAAAAGGUGGAUAAUUUGUCUGAAGAGGAAGCAGCGUAUAAUAAGAAGAUCACAAAGGUUCAAGAAGGAAUAGAGGAUCUGAGCUCUGUGUCCAACAGUUCAGAAUGCCUGGAUGUCUCAAUUUACACUGAAGAGAUCAACAGGCUAAAGAGAGAAUUUGGAGAAAUCCAGAAGAUGAUUUUGGGUCAAGAGCUGUCACUGGAUCAGGCUUCCCAAACGCAGACUACCAUAAAAGCAACGAGCAACCAGAUGACACGGCAAGUCCAAAACCAUCUGAUGUCUCUGAAACUCCUCAACCAGUCUCUGGAGAGACUAACCAAUCAGGUCCAAGGUUGGAAGGAGGUGAUUGAUGAAACAGAGGAGAAGAUGAAAACUCUGACCGAGGAUCAGUACGAUAUAAAAGCAAUGGCACAACAAGUUAACACAACGGUAGCAAUAAGCGCAAUGUGGAUAGAUACCCUCCAAAAAAAAGCAGAUGAUGAGACUGCUGUCCUCCAGAAAUUGAGUAGCGACUGGCAAAACUACAGUCACGUUUUGAGCGCAAUCAAAUCCAACACCAGCAGCACCGCUCAAACAAUGCGUUCCCUUCAGAGCAGCAUCAUAAUAGAUCAGCAAAGAAUGGCCAUGUCCUCUGAGGUGAUCUACGACCUCACGCACCAGGUUCUGAACCUCCAGAUGCAAAUCGACAAUGUAACAACUCUCAUGGAUGAAAACGAAGAAAACAUGCAUGAUCUUCAGUAUCACUCCAGGUAUUAUGAGAAUCGAACAGGUGAACGAUUUUCAGCCUUAGAUGGGCGUCUGAACUCCAUCAAGAUGGAAAUUGACACCAUCGCUUCAAGCAUCAAUGCCACUGUCUUCCACGUUCAGAGCAUGUACAAGUAUAUAAAUGUUGAGAGCUCCUCCUGCAAGACUCGCCUGGGAAGACACACUGAGGACUUACAGAACAUGAACACCACAGUUUUCUUGCUCCUUAACUUGGCCAGCACUCUGAAGCAACAGCACACGCUGCUGAAUGUUCGCUUAGAUAUGGACGUGAGGAACCUAUCAAUGGUGAUGGAGGAGAUGAAGUUGGUUGAUGUUCAUCAUAAUAAACUCAUAAACAAUUUCACUAUUCUUAAAGGUGCUCCUGGGCCUCCUGGCCCAAAAGGAAACCGUGGUGAGAGUGGUCCAAAAGGACCUAUGGGACUUACUGGCAGUAAAGGGGACAGGGGCCCUAUAGGAAGUCGCGGCCCCAUGGGUGUGAAGGGUUCUCUUGGUCCCAAGGGAACAUCAGGUCCACCGGGCCCCAGUGGGGCCAGAGGGCCCCCUGGCAUAAAUGGAACAAAAGGGUCAAUUGGUCUACAAGGCCCCAAGGGGCAAAGGGGUCAGAAAGGGGAUAUGGGUCCCGCUGGUAUUGAUGGCCUACCUGGGACUCAAGGACCUUCAGGGAUCCAAGGCCAAGUAGGAUUACCCGGCAUCACUGGGCCUGCAGGACCAAGAGGAAAACCUGGGCCAGCAGGUCCACCUGGGCCAGCAGGCCCACCUGGACCUCCUGGGUUACCGUACAGGCAUGACGGCCCUCAGCAGCAACCAAUGACAACUGCUGCAGGAGCCAAGAGACAGUAGAGAAGACUAAUUUGAUGGGGGGUUUUUUCAUACUAAAAAGCUGUGGAAUAUUGAGUGAAGAACCAAAAUCCUGGUUUCAACAGAAGACAUUUAUACAUUUGUUGGAUUGUGUGAAGUCAUCAGAACUUCUUAAAACUACAGUAGACCAGCUGCAGGAUGGAAGGCAUGGGUAUGAUAAAUAAGAUAAUGAAAGCCAAAGCAGCCUUUUAUUGACUGAGCAGUUAAAUAAUCAUAAAUGC